Molecule: messenger RNA, 2774 nt
Organism: Dermacentor silvarum
Lineage: Eukaryota; Metazoa; Arthropoda; Arachnida; Ixodida; Ixodidae
Product: patched domain-containing protein 3
Exons: 1
Coding region: 285-1289 (334 amino acids)
Cellular component (GO): plasma membrane; cytoplasmic vesicle membrane
Source: RefSeq, a predicted model, not a curated record
UCCCCCUUCCUCGCCAAGGUGGUGGCAGCAGCAGAAGGGUGGGCCUCCUUCUUAGCGAGGCGGGCAGCCGCACAGAACACAACCGGAGAGCGAUCGGCGUCGGCUGCGGCGGCGACGUAGCGUAGCGUACGUCCCGCUUUUUCCUCAGACCAGCCCCGAGUAGUGGUGGCCCCCUCCUCGCCGAGUGCGUCGCCGUUCGUCUGUGUGCGGUGUGGUGCGGUGUGUGCUGGUUUGUGGUGGUUUCGGUGAGCUGGCCGAGCGCGCGUAACACAGCAGCAGUCAAGAUGCGGAUGGACUGCGUGGACCGGGCCGUCUCGUGGCUCUUCAAGGUGGUCGGCGAGUUCAUCGCUCGCUACCCGGGCUACUUCGUCAUCGUGCCCCUGCUCGUGGCUGCGUGCCUGGCCACGGGCAUCCAGCGCAUGGUGUACGUGGACGACCCGGAGUACCUGUUCAGCCCCGUCAACGGCCGGUCGCACGACGAGCGGCGCAUCGUCGAGGCGCUGUUCCCGCAGAACACGUCGUUCAACUUCGACAUCGGCCGCCAGACCAAGCCCGAGAAGUUCGGCCGCCUCAUAGUGGUGACGCGCGACGGCGCCAACCUGCUCACGCGAAAGGUCUGGGACGAGAUCAUGCUCCUGGACCAGAUCAUCAAGAACAUGACCGUCCUCUGGGACGACGACAUCUGGACGUACGAGCAGAUCUGCGCGCGCGACGGCCGCUUCUGCUACCCGAACGAGCUGCUCGACUUCUACCCGUACAUCGACCAGAUCGAGAACGGCACCUUCAAGCUGGAGUACCCGCUGCGGAUAGACCGGGCGCGCCAGAAGAUCUACUUCACCGGCGCCCUGAUGGGCGGCAUCGAUCGCGACGCGGACGGCUUCAUCAAGUCGGCGCAGGCGAUGGCCAUGUUCUACUACCUGGACACGUCGUCGCGCAAGGCCAACCUGCGCUCGCAGGCCUGGGAGUACGCCUUCCUGGACCUGAUGGAGUCGCUCGAGUUCGAGCACAUCCAGCUGGCCUGGUUCACGUCGCGCUCGCUGGCCGACGAGCUGGAGAAGAACACGACCACCGUGACGCCCUUCUUCAGCAUCACCGUGGUGAUCAUGCUCAUAUUCACGGUGACCACGUGCCUCAUGCGCGACGCGGUGCGCAGCAAGCCCUGGCUUGGCAUCCUGGGCUGCGUGUCGGCCGCCGUGUCGGUCAUAGCGGGAUUCGGCAUGGUCAUCUACUUGGGACUCGAGUUCAUCGGCAUCAACAUGGCCGCGCCGUUCCUCAUGCUAGGUGAGUGAUGCAUGCUUUCUGCCAAAGUUGCGAAUGCGCCUGGGCUGAGGCGAACAUUCGAGACUUCGUCCUCUCGAUCCUGGAGCACCGUGUUGCGCUUAUCGUCGGUGAUUCGUUCCAGAACUGUCGCGCGUAUUGUUUCCUUGUGAAGGGAAACGUGUAUGACCCGAGGCGGGAGAUAAGGACAAAGUAAUCUUUGCAAGGGAAGCUCUUUCUUAUAAUGGUCUUCUUUUUUAAUUGGGAGAGUGCGACUGUCAAAGGUUUUGGGUAAAACGUUGCAGACCUUAUUGUUAUGUUUUAAAGGGGGCUGAUGCACGUGUAAACACCAUACGACCACCGGACGACGCUCAAGGAUGCACAGUUAUCAUCAUCAGCGUCACGCACCAGCGGACUCUGUAAAAACAGCUAACGCGAUAUCUUUUUUUCUGCUUCCUCCCGUCGAAACGAAGCACCAACAUCUCUGGAAAAAUGCUUUUGUUUCGACCUGCGCAAGAAAGCGAGACCCCCCGAAACUUCCGCCCGAGGUGUUUAGCCGCGUUUUCAAUGCGCCGUCCGUGUCGCGUGGUCGUUCACACUGGACGAUUCGAGGCCGCGGCGGGAAGUGUCGGCUUUAACGACUCCGCUGUUGGUUCGAUGUCGCGCGGCGUAGCUCGUCCGCCCCACACCGUGCCUACAUGGGAUUGCGGGUUCCGAGAAUGACGUGAUCCGGCGCAAUGCACCGGCGCGGCUAGACCGCGUAUAUAUAUAUAUGCUUUGACCGCGUCGGAAAUGACUCACGGGGCAAGAACUCUCACGUGGAAAGAGUGACGCUGCAUUACGUCUGCCGUUUCCGAAUUUCGUCACGCGUCGAAUCUUCGGACGUUCACGCGGAAUGUAGCCAUCUCCCACAUGUUGAUGCCACUAGCUACUGAAAAAAAGAAAGAGCAAGGCUGGUGUUCGUGGGGAGAGAAUCAAGAAUCGGUGAAGAUGAAGCAAUGUCGUUGCGCAUGUUUUGAUCGCAACUGAAAAUGUGGCUAGCCACGCGAACGAUGGUACAAGUGGUGCGAACAGGAUAGGUGCUGCUGUCCUGUUCGUACCCCUUGUCCCGUUGUCGGCGCUGCUAGCCGUGUUUGCCGUAAACAAACCAGAAUUGUUCCUCAGUCAUCGCACCAAUCGGCUACAUGCGCAGAAGGCUUUUGGUUCUUAGUAACGAGGUUGAGAAUACGCUCGGACAACAGAUAUGCUUUUAAGGCCCUAUGCGGUCCUUCCUUUGCUUGGAAUGAAUGGGUAUGUCGUCGAAUCACGAGCACUGCUCUGGGGUCCCGGGAAUACAUUCAGCAUGAACUUCUUCAGGUAAAAAGUUCCAAGCACACGCAAUCGCAACACAUUUUUUUAAAUCAUCCGCGCGAAGUAUUACGUAACCGGUGAUCAAUCUCCUUUCGUGGAUCCACCACAUUGCGUCCAGUGACAACAAGGAAUAGUGGAGCGAAAGAAAGAAAAGGGGCUGCGGUCUG